CACUGCCGGGAUUGUGGUUCAAAAUAUGAGCCAUCGAAGUACCGAUAGAUUUUAAUGAUACCUCAGGUGAUAAUAAUGAUAUUGGAUAAAAUCCCAAUGCUGGCUGUGCUGUUGUUUCUAGUUUUGCCAAAAAGAGUAUCUGCUGCAAUCCUCACCACUGAAGAAAUCUUAGGAAUUGUCRUUGCCGCUUGCGCGUUGUUGAUUGUCAUCAUCACUGUGAUUGCUGUUUGUUUAUAUUUUCGUUUAAAGAAAUAUCGUAAGAGGGUAAAGCAUCUUUCUCAUGUUAAAAGAGAGCAACAUGCCGACAACGAGGAUGGACAUCUCCAGAACRAAAAUGGCUACCAGAAUCAGGCGAUGAAUCAAUACAAUAAUGAAAGUCAUGAAAGUCGUGAAUCUGACGAUGUUGUCGAGACACGUCACGAAGAAAUCGUAGAAUCGAAACCACGUGAUUGGGCAAAGAAACAUAAUGACGCAGACUCGAGAGCUGCGAGACGCUUUGCUCAUAUCAACAGCCCUCSACAGGAUAACAACAAUGCCAGCAAAGAAAUGUGGGGACUGUACUAGCGCGAACAUGGACACUAUAUACAUAAACUAGUUACACAUAUUCAAGAAAAAAGAAUCAUAUGUUUUAUGUACAUUAAUUUACAUUAUUCUAUUACCGCAAGCUAACAUCUAUUUCACCACGACCUGCUCCCAGUUUGGCCUUGUAGCUCAGCUGGUAGAGCAUCGGUAGUACAAAUC
Molecule: messenger RNA, 741 nt
Organism: Exaiptasia diaphana
Lineage: Eukaryota; Metazoa; Cnidaria; Anthozoa; Actiniaria; Aiptasiidae
Exons: 6
Coding region: 55-564 (169 amino acids)
Source: RefSeq, a predicted model, not a curated record